AGACCCGGAAGCGGACGGCGUGGAGUGACUAUCCCACCGCCGCGGGAUUGACUUCUAAAGACUCUUGGUAUGUGAGGAAGAAACCUGGAAGAGGAAGAGGAAAGCAAAGGAGUCAGGGAUGGCUCUUCCUCAGGGUCUAUUGACAUUCAGGGAUGUGGCCAUAGAAUUCUCUCAGGAGGAGUGGAAAUGCCUGGACCCUGCUCAGAGGACUCUAUACAGGGACGUGAUGCUGGAGAAUUAUAGGAACCUGGUCUCCCUGGAUAUCUCUUCCAAAUGCAUGAUGAAGGAGUUCUCGUCAACAGCACAAGGCAAUAGAGAAGUGUUCCAUGCAGGGACAUCUCAAAGACAUGAAAGUCAUCACAAUGGAGAUUUUUGUUUCCAGGAUAUUGAUAAAGAUAUUCAUGACAUUGAGUUUCAGUGGCAAGAAGAUGAAAGAAAUGGCCAUGAAGCACUCAUGACAAAAAUCAAAAAGUUGACAGGUAGUACAGAGCGAUAUGAUCAAAAUUAUGCUGGAAACAAGCCUGUUAAAUAUCAGCUUGGAUUCAGCUUUCAUUCGCAUCUGCCUGAACUGCACAUAUUUCACACUGAAGAGAAAAUUGAUAAUCAAGUUGUGAAGUCUAUCCACGAUGCUUCCUUGGUUUCAACAGCCCAAAGAAUUUCUUGUAGGCCUGAAACCCAUAUUUCUAAUGACUAUGGGAAUAAUUUCCUGAAUUCUUCAUUAUUCACACAAAAACAGGAAGUACAUAUGAGGGAAAAAUCUUUCCAAUGCAAUGACAGUGGCAAAGCCUAUAAUUGUAGCUCACUCUUAAGGAAACAUCAGUUAAUCCAUUUAGGAGAGAAACAAUAUAAAUGCGAUAUAUGUGGCAAGGUCUUUAAUUCGAAGCGAUACGUUGCACGCCAUCGUAGAUGUCACACUGGUGAGAAACCUUACAAGUGUAAUGAGUGUGGCAAGACCUUCAGUCAGACAUAUUACCUAACAUGCCAUCGUAGACUUCAUACUGGAGAGAAACCUUACAAAUGUGAAGAAUGUGACAAAGCUUUCCAUUUCAAAUCAAAGCUUCAAAUACAUAGGAGAAUUCAUACUGGAGAGAAACCGUACAAGUGUAAUGAGUGUGGCAAGACCUUUAGUCAGAAGUCGUACCUUACAUGCCAUCGUAGGCUUCAUACUGGAGAGAAACCUUACAAGUGUAAUGAGUGUGGCAAGACCUUUAGUCGGAAGUCACAUUUUACAUGCCAUCAUAGAGUUCAUACUGGAGAGAAACCUUACAAGUGUAAUGAGUGUAGCAAGACCUUUAGUCACAAGUCAUCUCUUACAUACCAUCGUAGACUUCAUACUGAAGAGAAACCUUACAAGUGUAAUGAGUGUGGCAAGACCUUCAAUCAGCAGUUAACCCUUAACAUUUGUAGACUUCAUAGUGGAGAGAAACCUUACAAAUGUGAAGAAUGUGACAAAGCCUACAGUUUCAAAUCAAACCUUGAAAUACAUCAGAAAAUUCAUACUGAAGAGAAUCCUUACAAGUGUAAUGAGUGUGGCAAGACCUUCAGCCGGACGUCAUCCCUUACAUACCAUCAUAGACUUCAUACUGGACAGAAACCUUACAAAUGUGAAGAUUGUGAUGAAGCUUUCAGUUUCAAAUCAAACCUUGAAAGACAUAGGAGAAUUUAUACUGGAGAGAAACUACACGUGUAAUGAGUGUGGUAAGACCUUCAAUCAGGAGUUAACCCUUACAUGCCAUCGUAGGCUUCAUAGUGGAGAGAAACCUUACAAAUAUGAAGAACUUGACAAAGCUUACAAUUUCAAAUCAAACCUUGAAAUACAUCAGAAAAUUCGUACUGAAGAGAAUCUUACAAGUGUAAUGAGUGUGGCAAGACCUUGAGUCAUACGUCAUCUUUUGUGUACCAUCAUAAACUUCAUAGUGGAGAGACCUUACAAAUGUGAAGAAUGUGAAGAAGCUUUCUGUUUCAAAUCCAACCUUGAAAGACAUAGGAGAAUUCACACUGGUGAGAAACCUUACAGGUGUAAUGAGUGUGGCAAGACCUUCAGCCAGACCUCAUCCCUUACAUGCCAUUGUAGACUUCGUACUGGAGAGAAACCUUACAAAUGUGAAGAAUUUGAGUUUUCCAUUUCAAAUCAAACCUUGAAAGACAAAGGAGAAUUCAUACUGGAGAGAAACCAUACAAGUGUAAUGAGUGUGGCAAGACCUUUAGUCAGAACUCAUACCUUACACGCCAUCGUAGACUUCAUACUGGAGGAUACCUUACAAAUGUAAUGAGUGUGGCAAGACCUUUAGUCAGAACUCAUACCUUACAUGCCAUCAUAGACUUCAUACUGGAGAGAUACCUUAAAAGUGUAGUGAGUGUGGCAAGACCUUUAGUCUGAAGUCAUACCUUACGCACCAUCGUAGACUUCAUACUGGAGAGGUACCUUACAAGGAUAAUGAGUGUAGAAAAACCUUUCAUGGGCAGUCAGCAUUUUACAAAUGUAAUGAUUGUCACCAAGUCUUGAGUAAUGCUACAACUAUUGCAAAUCAUUGGAGAAUCCAUAAUGAAGAGAGAUCCUACAAGUGUGAUAAAUGCAGAAUAAAUGCAGAAAAUUUUUCAGACAUCCUUCAUACCUUUGCAGUUCAUGGGUGAAGUCGUAUUAGAAACCUUACAAAUGUGAAGAAUGUGAUGAAGCUUUCAGAUUCAAAUCAAACCUUGAUAGUCAUAGAAUUCAUACUAGAGAGAAACCUUAGCAGUGUAAUGAACGUGGCAAGGUUUUAAAUCAAAAAGCAAAGCUUGCACAUCAUCAUAGAAUUCAUACUGGAGAUAAACGUUACAAAUGUGAAGCAUGUGACAAAGUUUACAGUCGCAAAUCAAGCCUCCAAAGACAGGAGAAUUCAUACUGGAGAGAAAGCUUACAUAUGUGAAGAAUGUCACCAAGUUUUCAGUCACACUCAAACCUUGAAAGACACAGGAGAAUUCCUACUGGAGAGAUAGCAUAAAAAUGUAAGAGUUUGUGACAAGGCUUUCAGGCAUAAUUCGCACCUGGCACAACAUCCUAGAAUUCACAUUGGAGAGAAAGCUUACAAGUAUAAUGAAUGUGACAGGUCUUUAGUGGGCAGUCAACACUUGUUUACCAUCAGGCAAUCCAUGGUGUAGGGAAACUUUACUUAUGUAAUGAUUGUCACAAAGUCUUCAGUUACACUACAACCAUUGCGAAUCAUUGGAGAAUCCAUAAUGAAGAGAGAUCAUACUAGUUUAAUAAAUUUGGCAAAUUUUUCAGACAUUGUUCAUAACUUGCAGUUCAUCGGCGAACUCGUACUGGAGAGAAACCUUACAAAUGUCAUGAUUGUGACAAGGUCUCAGUCAAGCUUCAUUCUAUGCAAAACAUAGGAGAAUUCAUACAGGAGAGAAACCUCACAAGUGUGAUGAUUGCGGCAAAGCCUUUAAUUCACAUUCACACCUCACUAGACAUCAGAGAAUGCAUACUGGACAGAAAUCUUAUAAAUGUCAUCAGUGUGCCAAAGUCUUCAGUCUGAGCUCACUCCUUGCAGGAUAUCAGAAAAUUCAUUUUGGAGAUAGUUGUUCCAAAUACAAUGUGUAUAGCAAACCAUCAAGCAUUAAUUGACACUAGAGUCAGUUCAGCAUUGACUUGAGUUUGACUUAACAUUGAGUUGAAGCCUUAAUUGACAUUAAAGUGUUUAUGUUAAGAGGACUGGGCCAGGCACAGUGGCUCACACCUGUAAUCUGAGCGCUUUGGGAGGCCAGCACCGGUAGAUCACUUGAGUUCAGGAGUUUGAGGUCAGCCUGGCCAACAGACGUGAGCCAUUUUCCCAGCCUGUUUUUUGUUUCUUUAACAAAAACUGAUAGGGAUUUUUUUUUUUUUUUUUGAGAUGGAGUUUCACUCUUGUUGCCCAGGCUGGACUGCAAUGGAGCGAUCCCAGCUCACUACAACCUCCGCCUCCCAGGUUCAAGCAAUUCUCCUGCCUCAGCCUCCAGAGUAGCUAGGAUUACAGGCAUGAGCCACCACGCCCAGCUAAUUUUGUAUUUUUAGUAGAGAUGGGGUUUCUCCAUGUUGGUUAGGCUGGUCUUGAACUCCCAGCCUCAGAUGAUCCACCCACCUCGGCCUCCCAAAGUGCUGGGAUUACAGGCGUGAGCCACUGCGCCCAGCCCCAGUGAUAAGGAUUUUUAUGGGUACCGUGUUGAAUCUAAAUCACAUUGGGUUAUAUAAUCAUUUAACAAUAUUAAUUUUUCCAAACCAUAAGUAUGGGUUGUAGCUCUAUGUUUCUAAUCAUUUUGAUCAAUGUUUGUAGAUUUCAAGGUAAAAACCUCUGACCUUUUUACGUUUAUUUCUAAGUAUUUCUUACUUUAAGUUCUCCAGCCAAUGGAAGUGUUUUAAAAUUUUCUUUUAAAGUUGUUUGUUGUUAAAAGUAUGGAAAUUCAACUAAUUUUUGGUGCUGAUACUGUAUUGUGCAAAUCCACUGAAUAUGUUACUUAGUUCCAGUAGUAUUUUGGUUGACUCUUUGUGAUUUUCUGCACAGAAGAUCAUGUCGUCUACAAACAAAUAUAAUUUUACUUCUUUCUUUCUGA
Homo sapiens (human) is the source of this 4572-nucleotide messenger RNA. RefSeq names its product zinc finger protein 765 (gene ZNF765). Lineage: Eukaryota; Metazoa; Chordata; Mammalia; Primates; Hominidae. The record is from RefSeq and is marked validated. Bases 119 to 1690 code for a protein of 523 amino acids. Gene Ontology annotation, cellular component: nucleus. The transcript has 4 exons. Gene Ontology annotation, biological process: regulation of DNA-templated transcription.